Monodelphis domestica (gray short-tailed opossum) is the source of this 4450-nucleotide messenger RNA. RefSeq names its product PABIR family member 3 (gene PABIR3). Gene Ontology annotation, cellular component: cytoplasm; nucleus. Gene Ontology annotation, molecular function: protein serine/threonine phosphatase inhibitor activity. Gene Ontology annotation, biological process: mitotic G2/M transition checkpoint. Lineage: Eukaryota; Metazoa; Chordata; Mammalia; Didelphimorphia; Didelphidae. The record is from RefSeq and is a predicted model, not a curated record.
AAGUCUCUGUAAGAAUUUUAUCUUCAGAAUUCAUUGUUGUGUUUUUGGUCCCUGAGGGUGAGUGGGCAGGUGGGGAUUAUUUUCAUCACAGCAAAUCAUAGCUUGGAGAAAGGGAAACUGCCUCGAAUCAGGCAGAAUUUAAGAGGUUACCACAGUUUCUGUGUCAAGAGGGAGGACGUGAACUUAUUUGUUCUUGACUCAUAGAAUUGUUGAUUUGGAAUAGUAAGGGACCUUGGAAGUCAUCUACUUCCAUCCUGAUUUUAAAGAUGAAACGGGGCUACAGAGAUGUAAAGUGAUUUGUCCCAGGUCCCUCUGGAGGUGAAUUCGGGUCCUUCUCCAAAUCCUUAGCUCUUUCCUCUAUACCUCCGUGCCUCCAAGCCUAAUCCUCUAUUCUUUUAGAAUGAUGAAGGAAAUUAAAAUCCCUUCUUGAGGGCUGGCUAGGUUUGGGGGUUGUCUAUUGUUUUCGCGGUGUUCAGUGUUUACCCUUGACUUUCAGUUCUGUCUCUGACGCUGUGGCUAUAUAGGUUUUUACAUUCUGUCGGGUUAGUUUGCUGGCUUAGACUGCUAGUAUCUUGAGUUUGAUUAGGCCCCUAAAACCCCAAUUCGUAGUUGCCGAGUUGGACGAGCCUUUCCCGGCUUCUCUCCCCCUCACCCACCGGAGAAUCACUCCGGGACGCUCAAAUAUGGGGGGGGGGGCGAGGAAGAGAAGGGAGCUUGUUUUCCAAGCGUCCCCCGGAAACAGAGCUAGUGGGGAAGGAGAAGGAAACCAGGACGCCCGGCGCUUGCGCCGUAAGGCCGUGCUGUCGGGGCGGACGUGGGGGCGUAAGCGUGCGGGGCGUACCCUGCCUGUCUGCUCUCGGGAGGCGGCAGGUUGCAGUUUUUGUUUGGCCCGCGGUCCUUCUGUUGCUGGCUUCUGGGGGUCCGGAAGGAGGAGCGGCCGUAGCAGCGGCCCUUGAGCGGCUGAGUCCUAACUUGUCCCUGGGGUCAAAAGGAAGGGGCUGCCGUAACUGGGCGCGGGGCCGGGGCCAGAGCAUGGGGGAACGAGUCGCCGGGCCGGGCCCAGCCCCCUGCUGUGCUCUCUACUGCUGGGCGGACCUCGAAGCUUUGAACCGGGCCCCCGCCCACGGGCGACCCGGGUUGGCAGCAGCAUGAGCCUCCCUGCCGUCUAGAAUUGCCUCCGCCUCCUCCAGCCCCAUCACUCCCCACUUCUGGUCCCCGCCCCCCCCCUCCACCCCCCUGCGUCCUGAGGUGAAUGGGAGCUCAGAGCUGAGGCCCGGCACCCGCCCCCCGCCAUGGCUCAGGAGAAGAUGGAGCUGGACCUGGAGUUGCCAACAGGCACUGACGGGGUUGGCCUGCGGAGGUCCAACAGCGCACCACUCAUCCACGGGCUCAGUGAUAAUUCACAAAUAUUCCAGGCUGAUAUGUUAAGAACCAGAAGGAACAGCACUACAUUUUUAAACCGGCACAACCUGUUGCCACCAUCCUCUCCUCUUCGAAUCCCUAGUAGCCGGAUUCAUCAGAUAAAACAGGAAGAAGGGAUGGAUAUGCUGAACAGGGAAACUGUGCAUGAACGAGAAAUUCAAACUGCAAUGCAGAUAAGCCAAACAUGGGAAGAAAUUCUUACCUUGAAUGAUGAUGGAGAGAAGACAUCUUCUCCAAGGCGUGUUGAUUUUAUUCCAGUUUCUCCUUCCCCUUCACCCACCAGAGGAAUUGGAAAGCAGUGCUAUUCGCCUUCACUACAGACCUUUGUUGCCAGCAAUGGGAUGCCUCCUAGCCCGAUUCCUAGCCCAACUAGACGAUUUGCUACCAGGAGGAGUCAGAGUCCCAUCAACUGUAUCAGGCCAAGUGUGCUGGGACCCAUAAAGAGAAAAGGUGACAUGGAAAAUGAAGAUCAGCCAAAGAGAUUCUUUCAAGGCACCAGUAGCAGUCUGCUCUCUCCUGAAGCUCCAUCAAUUCCUGACAUGUGAUGGUCUGGUCAUUUGCAGACUUUUCUCCUACAAAAUGCACAUUCAAAAUCUCUUGACUUCUGUUUAAAGUGGGUGGCCUUUUCUUCUCUCAGUCUGCCUUCAGAUGCUCUUGAUGGAAACGGCAGCAGUGCUGGAUCUUCUUGUAACUCGCCAGCUAAAGUCAGCACUACCACCGACUCUCCUGUGUCACCCUCUGAUUCGGUCUCUCCAUUUGUCCCCGUAGAUGAGCUUUCAUCUAAGUGAUUCACCACUCCAAGAGUUGUUUUUGUGAAGGAGAGAAAAAUCCAGUUGGGGCAAUAUGGUAGAAUUGUAUGGUGUAAUUUGGGCUAUUUCCUCUUUUAUAUUUUUCCUCUUAGCAUUAUCAAAAAAUGUUGUUGUUUUAGAGAACUUCCAUAUUCAGUUCCUGAGGAUAAGUUCAAUAUAAUCAUCUUUUCAAAAAUGUCUUUGAAAUGAGGAGUAUGUUGAUGCUAUAAACAUACAUCUUUUAAGCUGCUAAUAUAUCUCUAUACCUAUGUCAUCCCUUGAUUUUUUUUUUAAUGAGAGUGCUAUUUAUUUAUGGGGAUAGUAAGUUCUGAUGGAGUAUAAUUGUUGAAUCAGUAUCACAAACUGAUGUUUGAAAAUGACACUUUGUGCCCACACUAGUUCUUAAUGAUGAUAUUUUCAGUAAUUGCUAGCCUUCACUUAAAAAAGAAACAUAGCCAACCUAUCAAAAGCUAUUUUUUUAAGUAAGCUAAUUAUAACAUACUAAUCUUAUUAUUGUCUAUUUUACACAGGAAUCCGAAGAUAUUUACUUUGUUUGGGGGAGGGAAAGGAGUAAUAUACGGAGGAAAAAAAUCCUAAAUGAAUAACAAAAGCAAAAUGUUUAAUUGGGGCUUUGGGCCAGUAUUCAACUUGUGUUUUACCUUGAUCAAUUUUGUAUUUAUGUGUGAAGGAAGAACCAAUGUUGAUUAGUUAUAGCCUUAUUCAUUUUUGGUAAUUCCUUUUAUUUCUAAUGACUGCUGUUUUGACUAAAUACAGUUCCUACAUGUAAUGGAUUUUCUGUGAGAAUUACUUACUUUUUCCCCUAAAUGAUUGUAAAUAUUUUUUAACCCCAAAUGUUUUGCCAUCUAAAAAUCUUAAGAUUUUUUUAAUAGAAAAAGAAUAGCCCUAGCAAAGUGUUAAAUUUUAAAAAUAAGUGCUUUGAAUCAUUGCUGACAGUUAACAUUCGAUUUAAAAAUAGAAAGGAAAUUUCCUGAAUUAAGUUAAGAAUAGAUUGAAAUGGACUUAGUUAAUCAAUUAUGAACAGUUCUUACAAAACACAUUUCCUUUACAAAGGAAAUACUAGAACAAUGAUUUAGUUUUUCUCUCAAAUGGGAAAAGACACAGGUGCAGAAGACUGUGUUGCAAAAGCCUUAAAGGCAUUCACCAUAAGAGUCUAAGUGAGAAAGGAUUCUCUCAGUCUAUGGAUAGAUGUAACCACAUACUCCUAAGUAUGCACCAUUAAUCAUGAUGGACUUCUGAGAUGGGAAUAGUAUUCUACUAAUGAACAACUACAAGUAAAUGGGACUGGUAGCAUAGUGUUAGUGAUGCUUUAGCUUCUUUAUUUCCCAGGUCUUCGAUUUAUUUUACAUAAAGAGAAGGGAAUUAGAGGGGCUUUUGCUACAACUAGAUCUGAUAGCACUUCUGUACCUUGUGAAAUAAUAAAAGUAAAGUAUCCAUCGAAUCAAGACAGAAAAGGUUCUUCUACGGCAAUGAUGCACUUUCACAGACUCGGGGAGAUGAAACCAUGUUCCAGAACAAAAACCACUGAAGACAGAUGGAGUGAAUUUUGAGGGUGAAAACACCGCUAUAAGAAAUCUUGUAUAAAUUCAUAUGCUAAGUAAUCCAUUAUUACAUGCUUAUAUAUGUAGGGGGUACUCAUAAUUUGACCCCUCUAGGAAAGAGUUUGCUUCCGUAAUCGUAACUAUAUUUCACUCAAUUUUUCACUCGCUUCAAGUUAGUUUAGACUUCUAUAUUAUGUGCUAGAAUAACAUAACUCACUACAGUAUGCUUGAUGUGGCAUUUGUGAAUACUCCUGUUGUCGACUUUUCAUUCUUGAUUAAACAUUGCAAUUGUUGCCUUUUGAGCUUGUGUAAUGGAAGGAGCCUGUUUUUCUCUCUUAUAAAGACUUUCCCUCUCUUGAUAGUCAACCCAAAAGAAUUGCUUACCUUUGACCUACUGUUUUUGUGGUUGGUUCCUUUGAGUACAGUAAGGCUGUAGUUUAUCUUAAACAUGCCAAAGACCUGUCGUGUCACUCUUCUUUAGGGAAGACUGAUUCGAGGGGGUUCGACUUUGCUUGGCUCAUUUUUUCUGAAGGAGUCUCUUACUAUCUAAUCUCUAACUCAUCUUACAGACUCAAGAACAUUGAGAGCUAGUUGUGCUGUGUAUAUGUGUCGGCGUGUCCUCUUUCUGUUAUAUUUAUGCUAGUUUUCAAAAUGCUAAUAAAAAUUCAAAUGAAAGAGAAA